GACUAUUUCCUGUUUCUAAACGAAUACAUGAAUAGGUUAAGUCGGAAUAGAAAAUAUUUUUGCAUAACCCACUUUACAUUCUAUUUUUUCUAAAGUUAAAAUAUCGGGCAGUUGGGUUUUCCUACUUCUUUUCAUAAAUUUGCAUUCUAGAUUAGUUGUGUGGCUACAAACCAAUCGGUUGAGUUAGUUGCAAGGCAUCAUGGGAUUUUCAAAUUCUAAUGUGUAAACGGGGUUUUAAUGAAUAUAAACUUAUUCUUUGAUCAAGAUAGGAUCAUAAAAAGACAUGGCAGUUAAAUGUUUAUUGAUUUUCAUGGCGGUUGCUGCAUAUUUUCAAGGUAUAGAGGCCCGCAGAGCAAGAGUAAGAUUCCGGGGAGGAAGAGGAGGGGGAGGAAGUGACUUUAUCGUUUACCUCGUUAGCUUUGGUUCAGCUAUAAUUGUAGCGUGUUUCUUUGUUUGUGUCCUUUAUUUCUUGCCCACAAUUCGGCGGAUUAAACGCUAUCUGUUUCGCCUUUGUUGUUGUUGUUGCGCAAACCAACAGGCAGUAGCCGAUGCAGGAUUGAAAAACCCCAGCAAUAAACAAAGCUCUGAUGAACAGUUGGACCAACACAUGUUGGAAUUAAUUUUAUUAGCAGAACAGGCUAAACUUGUCACCUACCUUCGUGCCCAGCAAAACAUCGAACAGUCUACUGCAGAUGAGCAAAGUGGUCCAUGGGAACAGAUGGGAUUCUCUCAUCUUAACUCAGACCCGAGGACGUUCAACAUCACGGAGGAAUCCCCAAUGACACCAGAUGUACAAAGUGGGCCUUGGAUACUGAAGGAAAACCCUCAAUUAGAAUUCGUCACAACUAGUCCGAUGACGUCAUAUGACGCAAAUGUCACAGAGAAAACCCCAAUGACAUCUUAUGUAUAAGCAAAAUAAACCAGAUUUUUUACAUUCCGAAAGCUUCCUUUGCUCGAGAAUCUUUUUACAACAAUGGCAUAUUAUUUAUCAUGUUCAGUUUUUGUAGUGUGUUAUAUAGACAUAUGUAUUUGAGAGAGAUACUGUAUUGUAAAAUUGCAAUUCUUUGUUAUAUCAACCAGAAGCUGUGUUCUCAAUAUUAAUACAAAUACGAUUUCAAAAAUUUGUAAUAUUUUAUUUAAAAACACAAUUCUUAGACAAAUCAAAUUAGCUGCUUUGAGCCAGUACGUUUAAUAUCUUUUAAUUACAAUUUUUUGAAUAGGUUUUCAUGACAAUUGGUUUUUUUUUUCUUUUGUCUCAUUGCAAAGCAGUUUAAACUAAUCCUUAUAAAUGUCAUAACCAGACAGAUUUUAUUUCCAAUAAUCUGUUAAGCCACAUUAAUCAUCAAUUUCACUAUGGAGUGAAUGUUCACUUGCAUAACAGCCUAACCAUUGUCUGCUCUCAGUAUUAACAAUGCUUACCUCUUUCAGGCAAGCUCAAACGAAUACUUGCGCUUUUAGCUAUAGGUCUCUACGUUCUAUAAAGGAAAGCAUAAAAUUAUGGAAUUUGUUAACAAUGAACAAAUGUUUAAGUUCAUAAUUUAUAUUAAAUUUUGAAUUAUCGCUCAUGUGACUUUUACAAUACAACCUUUAUCGUUGAUUAGAGGAAAUGUUGUGUUCAUCAUGUUUAUGUUAUAGUGUUAAUAUUUACAGUUUAGUUGUUUGUAAAUGUAUUCUAAUAUAUGAUAUGUUUAUCUAAUAUAUACUUGUACACCAAUGUGUCAUAAGGUACACAAAUUGAUUAAAUUGCCAAAAACAGAUAAUGUAAUGUCACGAAAAAAUGUA
Molecule: messenger RNA, 1782 nt
Organism: Magallana angulata
Lineage: Eukaryota; Metazoa; Mollusca; Bivalvia; Ostreida; Ostreidae
Exons: 5
Coding region: 284-910 (208 amino acids)
Source: RefSeq, a predicted model, not a curated record